Abrus precatorius (Indian licorice) is the source of this 1185-nucleotide messenger RNA. RefSeq names its product metacaspase-1-like. Gene Ontology annotation, biological process: proteolysis. The transcript has 6 exons. The record is from RefSeq and is a predicted model, not a curated record. Gene Ontology annotation, molecular function: cysteine-type endopeptidase activity. Lineage: Eukaryota; Viridiplantae; Streptophyta; Magnoliopsida; Fabales; Fabaceae. Bases 1 to 1185 code for a protein of 394 amino acids.
AUGGAAGAUACAUCUAAAAGAGGAAGGUACAAAAAAAGUGUUUUAUCUUCCACAACCUCUUCUAUGCAUGGUUGCUAUACUUGCAAAAAGAUAUGUGGCUCUCAUCACAGUCUAUUGCCCUCCAAAACAAACUCAUGCUGCUGUUGUGUGUGCCUUAAUGUUAGUAAUUCAACUUUGGGACAUGGGAGAUCAAAGGAAGCCUGUGGAAUAUGUCGUCCAGUGAGGAAAAUUGGAGCCAAAUUGUUCAAACUUGGUCAUGUGGACAGUUCCAACAUAAAAGAUAAUUUGCUGAGUUGGUCAUUAGAUCCUCCAAUGCCCUCUUCCUCAGCCUUGCCUAGAACUCGAAGACAUAAUAAACGUGCGGUUCUAUGUGGAGUUUCUUACAGAAGAUGGAAAUUCAGGCUCAAGGGAACCAUUAAUGAUAUUAGUAACAUGAGAGAACUGCUGAUUAAGAAUUUCAAAUUCCCAAACGAGUGCAUACGAGUCCUCACAGAACAAGAGCAGAAUGCUAAUUUAAUACCAACGAAACACAACAUAUUGGAGUCCCUAAGGUGGCUUGUGAAGGACUGUCAAGCAGGAGACUCGUUGGUCUUUUACUUCACUGGACACGGUUUGCAACAACCAGAUUUCAAAGAAGAUGAAAUUGAUGGGUUUGAUGAGACACUUUGUCCUGUUGAUUUUAUGAAAGAAGGAAUGAUCAUUGACAAUGACAUAAAUUCUACCAUUGUUUGGCCACUCAAGAAAGGUGUCACACUUCAUGCUAUUGUUGAUGCUUGUCAUAGUGGAACCAUUCUUGAUCUUUUGUAUGUUUAUAGACAUGAAAGUGGCAUGUGGGAGGAUAACAAGCCCCCCUCAAAAGAACCUAUCAGAAAACAUACAAGUGGUGGAUUGGCGAUUAGUCUUAGUGCUUGUGAAGAUAGUCAGACAGCCGCUGAUAGCGCAGUUUUUGGUGGAAAGGGAAUGAAUGGUGUUCUGACUUAUCUUUUCACAAAAACAGUCAGAGAAUACCCUGAAAUAACUUAUGGGCGUCUCCUAGAAAAGUUGCAUGACGACAUUAAAAAGCUUAACCGAAGCAGAUGCAAUAACCGCAUAUUGCAGCAUAUCUUCAAUCGUAAAAUUGCACAGGAACCUCUUUUAUCGUCAUCAGAGAAAUUUGAUGUUUCUACGACAAAAUUCAUAUUGUGA